AUGAAGAGGAUUUUGAAACCAUCUAUUGGCUAUCAAAUACAGACUCUUGACCCGUUGCCAGAGAUAAACAAACCUCACAGUCACCAUAAACCCAUAAACUUACGAUUAUACAUCAAUGGAGACCAGUAUUUCCCUGGCAAGAAGAUAAACAUCACCCCUGACCGAUACACCAACUUUAACGAAUUUCUUGGUGACCUAACAAGAAGAUUAGUACCUGGUGUCAAGUUGCCUCAUGGGGUCAGGCAGAUCUUUACGCCCAUCACUGGCAGGAGGGUCUUUGACCUUGAUGACCUGUCUGACGGAGAGAUGUGUGUAUGUGCUGGGUUUGAGGGAUUUAAAAUGAUGAAGUAUGGACAGUCUCAGCUACAGCCAUGGUCACUAGGUCAGAGAUGGAGAAAUAAGGUCAUGCAGCUGAAAGAGGCUUCAGAAUCCCAUGGAAGUAGCCAGUAUCUAGGCUAUGCAAACAAUGCGUUUCACCCAAGCGGUUACUUCCACACAAGCCAGUCUACUCAACUUCGUAAAUGGCCAGGGAUGUUUGGUGCAAGCCAGCGAAGGGAUGUCAGUUUAAGAAAAUCUAACAACUUUCAGCACAAACCUAGGAUCAUCACUAUUGUCAGAAAUGGUAUCAACCCCAAACAACAUGUCAAGAUUCUUCUAAACCAUCAAGCCAUGCAAUCCUAUGAGCAACUACUGGCUGAUAUUUCUGGUGCUUUUUUACCUCAUUUGAAAAACUAUAAUAUCCAAAGAUUAUUUACUGUACGCGGGAAAGAAGUUGCUGGAAUUUCUGAUUUCUUCAGAGAGGAUGAUAUUUUUAUAGCCCAAGUGUCAGGAGAACCGGAUUUGAAAAAAAAUGAAGUAAUUAGUAUUUUGGAAGAAAUAUUUCCAGAUUCAAAUGUUGUCAAACUGUUGCUUCGGGACUGGAGGAAAAAUCAAAGAAAUAGCAAAAACAGUUGCCAUGAAAGUUGGGGUAGAACUUUAAACAGAGACUAUAAUUUAGUGGCUGCAAAUCAGAAAGUCACUGCUGUUGAUUGUUCUGUGCAGGAAAAGCGUGACAGUGGAUUUGAUUCUGGUGACAGCACCAUGAAUUGGCCAGAAUCUGACCAUGCUGAAAGACCAAAUAUUUUAAGACCUCGAAAGAGACUGGGCAGAAAAAUGGGCAGAGAGAGUAAAAGAGAAGGAAGAAAGCAUGGAAAUAGCCAUCAGGAUGUUGCUUCAAGUGUUAAUGGUCAGAGACGGAUUGAAAAAAUGAGAAAUGAAGAUUUUAAUACAGACAAAGAACAUGUAAGGAAUCAGAAAGACGUGAAACAUGAAACUGUCAUGAAAAAGGUGGAUGAUACUGACAAGAGAAAUAGUUUGAUUUCUUUCAAUAAAAUAAAUAAUAAUUUGAAAUUAAUUGAUGACUCAGGGAUUACCAAUGACAGAAAGUUAAAAUCAGAGAGAGAAAGAAUAAAAGAAAA
Molecule: messenger RNA, 1457 nt
Organism: Candidula unifasciata
Lineage: Eukaryota; Metazoa; Mollusca; Gastropoda; Stylommatophora; Geomitridae
Source: the annotation of a GenBank genome assembly